Molecule: messenger RNA, 1842 nt
Organism: Astyanax mexicanus (Mexican tetra)
Lineage: Eukaryota; Metazoa; Chordata; Actinopteri; Characiformes; Acestrorhamphidae
Gene: sf3a3
Product: splicing factor 3a, subunit 3
Exons: 17
Coding region: 129-1634 (501 amino acids)
Biological process (GO): mRNA splicing, via spliceosome
Cellular component (GO): spliceosomal complex; nucleus
Molecular function (GO): zinc ion binding; RNA binding
Source: RefSeq, a predicted model, not a curated record
GGACCGGGGGUCGUGUCGUUACACGCGCGUCCGCUAGUUUAGCCGGUUUCAGUAGCAGCGCUGCGCUCAGUCCGGUAACAGCCCACAGUCCGCCGGUAAAUCCCGGGAUUCGGGCGAUUUAUUUAAUCAUGGAGACGAUUUUAGAGCAGCAGCGCCGCUACCAUGAGGAGCUGGAGCGACUGAUGGACGCUAAAACUAAGGAGAUGCUGCACAAGAAAACCACGUUGCGUGACCAGAUUAAUUCCGACCAUCGAAUACGAGCAAUGCUGGACAGACAUAUGGAAGUAAGCGGAAACCUGAGAGACUCCUACGAUGAUAAAGAUGGUAUGCGGAAGGAAGAGCUGAGCGCGAUAUCUGGACCAAAUGAGUUUGCUGAAUUCUAUAACCGACUGAAACAGAUCAAGGAAUUUCACAGGAAACAUCCUAAUGAGAUUUGUGUGCCCAUGUCGGUGGAGUUUGAGGAGCUGGUGAAGGCCAGAGAUAACCCCAGUGAGGAAGCUCAAAAUCUGGUGGAGUUCACUGAUGAAGAAGGCUACGGACGCUAUUUAGAUCUUCAUGACUGUUAUUUGAAAUACAUCAACCUGAAAGGAGCUGAGAAAUUGGAGUAUAUCUCCUACUUGUCUUCGUUUGAUCAGCUUUUUGACAUCUCCAAAGAUAGAAAGAAUGCAGAGUACAAAAAGUAUCUGGAGAUGCUGCUGGAGUACCUGCAGGAUUACACAGACCGGGUGAAGCCUCUGCUGGAUCAGAAUGAGCUGUAUGGAAAAGUUCUGGUUGAGUUUGAGAAGAAGUGGGAGAACGGAACCUUCCCGGGCUGGCCGAAAGAAGCGAGCAGCGCUCUGACCCACGCUGGAGCUCAUCUGGACCUCUCUGCUUUCUCCUCCUGGGAGGAGCUGGCGUCUCUGGGAUUGGACAGGUUAAAGUCGGCCCUCAUGGCCCUCGGUCUGAAGUGUGGAGGCACGCUGGAGGAACGAGCACAGAGGCUGUUCAGCACUAAAGGAAAAUCUCUGGAGUCGCUGGAUCCCUCUCUGUUUGCUAAAAACCCCAAAGCCAAAGGGCCAAAGAAAGACACAGAGCGGAAUAAGGAGAUUGCUUUCCUGGAGGCGCAGAUUUAUGAGUAUGUGGAGAUCCUGGGGGAGCAGAGGCAGCUGACCCACGAGAACGUUCAGAGGAAACAGGCUCGUACGGGUGAGGAGCGCGAAGAGGACGAUGAAGAGCAGCCGAGUGAGAGCGAGAGCGAAGACGAGGACAACGAGAUCAUCUACAACCCCAAAAACCUGCCGCUGGGGUGGGACGGCAAGCCCAUUCCUUACUGGCUGUACAAACUUCACGGCCUGAACAUCAACUACAACUGUGAGAUCUGUGGAAACUACACGUACAGAGGACCUAAAGCCUUCCAGAGACACUUUGCAGAGUGGAGACACGCACACGGCAUGCGCUGCUUGGGCAUCCCCAACACCGCCCACUUCGCCAACGUCACCCAGAUUGAAGACGCAGUUUCCCUCUGGUCGAAGCUGAAGUCACAGAAGGCGUCAGAGCGAUGGCAGCCGGAUACAGAGGAAGAGUAUGAGGACUCCAGUGGAAACGUGGUGAAUAAGAAGACGUACGAGGAUCUGAAGCGGCAGGGUUUGCUUUAAGGCUCUGGAGUGAAGCGUAUCAGUAGUGAAUCAUGUGAUUCACUAGGAUCACAGUCUGUUUCCUGUAUUUUUUUUUUUACUCUGAUUUAAGCCGUUCUUGUGAAUCUGUUGAAAAUAGAUUUGUAUGUUUUUAUUAUUUGAUCAAUAAUCCCUCUGUUUAAUGAGAUCAGUACAGAUUUCAGUUUUCAAUAAAUUUGAACAUUUUUCA